CUGAUUUCGGGCUCGAUUGCGAGCUCGGGCCCGACAAGAAUUACCUCGAGCAAAAUUAUUCUGGCCGAACGAAUUGCCGCCGUCGUCGAGGUCAAGGAGGAGGUCGAGGUUGCGGAGGACGUCUGCAUCAAUGGUGACGACAAAAAAACCGAGGAGCGUGAGGGAGAGGCCGAUGUUGGCGGUGGUGGUGUUCUUGUCGCCUUUGUCGGAGGUGAUGACCACGACGCGUGGGGUCUCGCCGAAGUGUUGCGGCUUGCAGAUGUGCUGGAGGAGGCUCCAAUUGGGGCCGGGACUAGGGUUUUGCUCGGCUCUCUGAGGGAUUUUUUAGGGUUAAGAUGCGACGGCGAAGGUUUGCAAUGGUGUUGA
Striga asiatica is the source of this 366-nucleotide messenger RNA. The record is from the annotation of a GenBank genome assembly. NCBI's taxonomy places the organism in Eukaryota, Viridiplantae, Streptophyta, Magnoliopsida, Lamiales, Orobanchaceae.